GCUGGGCAGCAGGCAGAGGCACGUCAGGCGGGACUGCAGGCAGAGGCACGUGAGGCUGGGCAGCCGGCAGAGGCGCAGCAGGCAGAGGCACGGCAGGCUGGGCAGCAGGCAGAGGCACGGCAGGCUUGGCAGCAGGCAAGGCAGUGGGCACCGGGCCUUCAGGCGGAGCAGCGGGCACCGGGCCAUCAGGCGGAGCAGCAGGCAAUGCAGUGGGUACCGGGCCAUCAGGUGGAGCAGCGGGCACCGGGAUAUCAGGCAGAACAGCGGGCACCGAGUCAUCUGGCUCGACAGCGGGCACCGAGUCAUCUGGCUCGACAGCGGGCACCGAGUCAUCUGGCUCGACAGCGGGCACCGAGUCAUCUGGCUCGACAGCGGGCACCGAGUCAUCUGGCUCGACAGCGGGCACCGAGUCACUGGCAGGACAGCGGGCACCGAGUCAUCUGGCAGGACAGCGGGUACCGA
Molecule: messenger RNA, 462 nt
Organism: Staurois parvus
Lineage: Eukaryota; Metazoa; Chordata; Amphibia; Anura; Ranidae
Source: the annotation of a GenBank genome assembly